AUGCUAAGGUCACAAACCCGAGAAGUCAGCUCAAGAGGCAGAUCACCUUCGCCUUCGCCCGCCCCUGUUUCCAAACGUUGCCCUUCGCCGAAUGCGAGUACCAGAACAUCGAAUUCGACUCUCUCAGUGCCAAAGAGAGCUGUCUCAACCGAAAGAAAACGACCGUCCACUCCUGUGUCGACACCUGUCCACGACACAACUCUAGCGUCCAAGAAAACUCCCGAGUCUUUUUCUUUAUGGCCGUCCACAACGAGGAGCCUCGAUGCUUCUGCUCCAAUUGGCAAGAGAGAGAAACACCAACCGGUUUCUCUCUCUAGGAGCAGUACGCCCGAGAUAGACAAUUUCUCCUCUGAUGUGGCGGAGAAUUCGAGGCAUUUGUCUAGAUGGCCGGGCAGAGCAGCUGGCGCACCUUCUACUGUGAAAGCGUCGAACAAUAGUAAAAUCGAUAAAAUAACUAAAACGACUCCGUCUUUGUUCAAUUUUAGGACAGCUGUCGCGCCUUCUUCUUGCACGAGGAGAUUGUCUUUUGAUGGAACAAGCAAACCUCUGCAAAAAUCUUCGACCGAUUUGUUGAAGCUUAUUUCUCGUGAAGAAAUGUUUAGUGGAAGUUCGGUUGAUAAUGACGAUGAUGACUUUGAUGCUACUACAACGAGGCGUCAGUCUUCGCCGGGUAGUGGGGCCCACGGCAUUUCAGCCUCGGUUUCCAGAAGGGUGAGUCCUUCUAGAGGAACUAGUCCAGCUACAAUAAGACAGUCGAGCCCUUCGAGACAGCCUCAGAAUUCAUCUUCGGUUCUUGUUGUCGCGCCUUCGUCUUGCACGAGGAGAUUGUCUCUUGAUGGAACAAGCAAACCUCAGCAGAAAUCUUCGACCGAUUUGUUGAAGCCAAUUUCUCGUGAGGAAAUGUUUAACGGAAGUUCGGUUGAUAAUGACGAUGACGACUUUGAUGCUACUACAACGAGGCGUCAGUCUUUGCCGAGUAGUGGGGCCCACGGCACGUCGCCGUCAUUUUCUAGAAGGAAAACCAAAACAACUCCGUCUUUGUUCAAUUUUAGGACAGCUGCCGCGCCUUCUCUGUGCAUGAGGCGAUUGUCUCUUGACGGUACAAGCAAACCUCUGCUGAAAUCUUUGACUGAUUUGUUGAAGCUAAUUUCUCGUGAAGAAAUGUUAAGUAGAACUUCGGUUGAUAACGACGAUGACGACAACUUUGAUGCUGCUAGAGUGAGGCGUCAGUCUUUGCCGUGUAGUGGGGCCCACGGCACGUCGCCAUCGAUUUCUAUAAGGGUGAGUCCUUCUCGAGGGAGGAGUGUUACCCCUUCUUGUUCGAGAGGAGCUAGUCCAACUAGGAUAAUAAGACCGUCGAGCCCUUCAAGACAGCCUCAGAAUUCGACUUUCGUCCCGGGUUUUAUUGCGGACGUUAAGAAAGGGAAGAAGGUUGAGAAUAAUGCCGAAGACGCGCAUCAAUUGAAGCAGCUGUAUAAUCGACACUUGCAGUGGAGAUACGCGAAUGCUCGUAAUAUCGAUGCGUUGCAUUCUCAGAAAGCGAAAGCUGAGAAAAUAUUUUACAGCGUGUGGAGGAUUAUAUUAGAUCUAUUGGAUGUGGUGACGAAGAAAAGGUCCGACCUAAAGCUGCUCCGACUUAAGUUGAAGAUUUACUCGAUUUUGGACAAUCAAAUGAACUAUCUUAACAAAUGGGCUUCAAUCGAGAGGUGUCAUGCAAGCUCGUUAACCUGCAUAAUCGAAGAUCUUCAGUCGAGCACUAUUCUCGUUCCGGUCACCGGAGGAGCAACGGUAGAUAUUAAAACGGUUAAAUCGGUUGUAUGCUCGGCUGUCGAUGUGAUGAUGGAGAUCGGAUCCUCCUUGUGUUCCAUUAUUCCACAGCUGGUGUCGUUCGAAGAUCGAUUCUUUUUUUUUAGAUUUCGUUUGUGUGAUAAUUAA
Erythranthe guttata (spotted monkey flower) is the source of this 1935-nucleotide messenger RNA. Lineage: Eukaryota; Viridiplantae; Streptophyta; Magnoliopsida; Lamiales; Phrymaceae. The record is from RefSeq and is a predicted model, not a curated record.